UCUGUUCAAUUACUCGAGUUAUAAAUUACAAGAUAAUCUGUUUUGUCGCCGCGUAUGAUCCAUCCAGAAUCCAGAGCCUCAUUGAUGGUGGUUUUUUUGCCCGCAUACUCAUCUUUACAAAAAAGGUGUCAUCACGCCUUUCAAAAUGGCCGACGAUGAAGGUUCUGCUAUGGAAACAGCAAUGGAGUGCCAUGUGUUACAAAAGGCAGAUGGCAGUUCUGAAAAUCUUGCUGAAGAUUCUGAUAAAUACACGUGCCACAUUCCAACAACUGUUUCUUCAAUGGAUGGAACUUUUGGCCAUCUACCUGUACAGCAAUCAGUUGCUAACACAGCCUUGGAUGGAACUGGUAACAAAUAUUUAAGUCUCAAUGAACAAGAUAUGUUGGAGGAGCCAUUUACACCUACAACAAAUCAGACUGGGUCAUCAAAGAGUCAACCUGAGUCUGGCAGGGAAACUCCCGCAAGUCAGAGUGACCACUCAAUGUCAUUGUCCAGUUCUGAGAAGAGCACACCAAUUCGUGUGGGUGGAUUAAAGGUGGAGGACAACGUCUCUUGCAAGCAGAGGAUGAAGUUCCCACAGCGCCAAGGGAUUCAUUGGAGGAAAGGAGAAAAACUGGAGGCCAUGGACUUUCAAAGUGUUUGGUUCCCAGCCAAGAUCCGGGAAGUGAGAGAGGAUGAGAUGAAAGUGCUAGUGCACUUUGAUGGCUGGAACCAACGCUUUGAUGAGUGGCUAGACAUGAACUCUGACAGGAUCAGGCCACUGGUUCGCACAUCGGAGAGGAAAGAGAAGUCAAAGAGAGUGAAAACGUGUCCACUGUUCCUUCAGGACCAUAAGAUUGGAGAGCAGGUAUAUGCCAAGUGGACCGAUUGUAAAAUGUACCCGGCAAAAAUUACAAAUAUUCUACCGAAUGGGUCGUAUGAGGUGAUUUUCUAUGAUGGUUAUAAAAAACUUGUUCAGCCGAUCAACGUUCGCUCAAUGCCUGGAGAGAACAAGAACUUUGAAAUCCCACCAAACCCAGACCCUGUGGUAAAAAGGCAGAAAUUGAAAGUGAGCACUACUGAGCGUAGCAGAUCCCUGUCCGGAGAGCUCAUGAGACAUGACAUUGGCCUUGAAGCCCCGACCUUAGAGAAAAAGAAGCCUGGGAAGCCUCGAAGGAAGCGGCAGACGUUUGAUGGGGCCGACCUGGCCAGUAUUGUGAACUCCCUGGAUAGUCCCUCCCCCAAUGUGGCACUGCAGCAACUUGUGGGAGAGCCUGUGUCCACUCAGACUGAGUACACUGAGCAGAAUGUUUCUGAAGACUCAGCAGUUCCUACCGAAACAAAAGCAGCAGUUGACAUUGACCAAUUGUUACCACCAAAUGUGCCCCUAGCUUCUGUGGGAUCCCCAAAGUUUGGUCCAACAGUGCUACCACCGAAGGCGUUUGUAGUGGAAUCAGAUCAUAACCCCUACAAAUGCACGUUUGAUGGCUGCACAAAGGGGUUCCGAAAGGAGCACCUGCUAGAGUACCACAUCAAGUACUACCACAUGACAGACGGGGAGCCCCCACCUCCACCCGUGAAGAAGAGGCGUAGGAAGACCACCAGUAUAUGUUCAAAUGAGUCCGAACAGAUGGGAACCACGAAGAGAUCUGACGGAAAAAAGAACCGCAACUUUUCAGCCGAGUGUGCAACAGUUCUUCCCAAAGUGGAACUUGAGCAGCCAGACAGUUUUACAUGCUCCACUCCAGGCGACACUGGUGAGAUAUCCACGCAGACUUCACCAAUGAAGCCAUACGACCCUUACACGUCCGAGGACUCCAGUCUGGGCACAAAGGCGGAGGUGAAGACUGAGACAAGAAGUUUGGAGGGCUUAGAGGACUCGAGUGUGACAGAUGCUGAGGAAUUCCUCAAACCUGACGAGCUUGUUAACUGUAUAUGUGACUACCAGGAGGAGAAUGGGCUGAUGAUACAGUGUGAGGUGUGUAUGUGCUGGCAGCAUGCAGCGUGCUUCGGAAUCACAGAGAGAACCCUGCCGAAAACAUAUGUCUGUUUUGUCUGCGAAAAUCCACCAGGGGUUCGUGAGAGCAGCAAGUACAUCCAUGAACAAGAUUGGUUCAAGACAGGUGAGAUUGCAUCAUUCAACUUUCUCAAUGUGCCGCCCAUGUCAGAAGAGAAGUGCAGCACAGUAAAGGCAACACACAACCUUGUAUCCGAGAUACACCACCUGAAUACUGUUCUCUUCAGCCUAAAACUGCAACUAAAGAUUAUUAGGACCAAAGAUGAAAGCAAGUUGAAACAAUGGAGGUUGGACUGGGAUGUGUAUGACCCUCUGCAGGACACUAUAGAGAGCUGCCCUCCACCAGGGGCAGAUAAACCAGAAAUUAAGACAGAGCCAGUGGACAUUGACCUCAAGGGAGACAACUGUGCUACCUCUGUGCUGCCUGAUAUCAGUAUGGGCAACUGUAGUGGGGGAGUGGUUAUUAAGCAGGAGUGCCAAACUGGCUCUGACAUGACAUCUGCAGAUCUUGUGUCCCCCAGAAAUGUGAAUCUAAGUGAAAGUAGUUCUGACAAUAUUGCUACAAACCAUAAUACCAAUAAUUGUCCUGUUGAUGGAAACAAUAGCUCAAAUAACCUGAGUGAAAAUGUGGAAUCAAAUGCGUUGUUAAGUAGGGAGAUAUGUCGCAGCAAUGGCCAAGAGGCUCAGACAUCUGUUAGCUCCAAUUUGGGAGAUCAGCAUGGAGAACAAUUAACAAACAAUGAGCAACAUAGACAGGUGGUUCCCAGCGAGGAGGACACAGGCACACACUCUGACAGCACUGAGAGUGUGGUGGAGGAUCCAGUGGAAGUGUGCGAGAAGAACCUCAUAUCUCACAUCCUACGUGUACAGGGAGAGAUCAGCGAGCGCCUCGAUAAGAUUGAGGAGGAAGUCACCAUGUUGGAGGCGAUGGAGGCGUGUCAGUCGCGGCGACCCCCUGUGAAUCCCCAGCUGGUCCUGAAUGACAUGCCCCAACUGAAGCAUUCCAUGAGGAACAUGUGCAGUGACCUCACCAAGGUCAAGAAGAUGUCUGUAUUCCAUUACCAAGUGUAGGAGCUGACAAUCUGGGACUGGCAUCCAGAAACAUUUGUUGCACUUUACAGCUAACCACGACCUAGUGUGGUUUUGCCAUUCUGGAGAUAGAAGCAAAAUGAAUGUUUGUAGUUUUUUCGAUUUUGACAACAAAAAGCAUAAAGUAUGUUUCUUUAACAGACAAUUGUAGUGAUUUAUCCCUACUCAAAAUGUAAGGGUCCUGAACAGUGGCUGGGUUAACUUUUUUAUGAAAAAUCAUCAGAUAGUUAGAUUACAAUAUUCAAUUUCUAUAUAUUGAUGGAUCAAAGAACAAAAAGACCCAUCACAAUAAAUGUCAUAUACAUUUUUUUUAAUAAUUUUGUGCUAUUUUGUGUAAUUGAUAAUGACAUAUAUGUGAAACUACCCAUCAUAUUGCAAACAUGUGCCUUUCAUGAAAACUAACACUUAUAUAACUUAUAAUUCAUAUUUUACACAUGAGAAUCUCCAGACAGAACAUUUAUUGUGUUAUAUGGACACGCUCCAGAUACAAGAGUUCCGAACACAUACUUUUUAUGCCCCCGGAUCAAAAGAUCGGGGGUAUAUUGUUUUGGGCCUGUCUGUCAUUGUAUGUGUGUUUGUGUCCCAAAACUUUAACCUUGGUCAUAACUUUUGCAACAUUCAAGAUAGCAACUUGAUAUUUGGCAUGCAUGUGUAUCUCAUGGAGCUGCACAUUUUGAGUGGUGAAAGGUCAAGGUCAUCCUUCAAGGUCAAAGGUCAAAUAUAUGGGUAAAAAUCGCUCAUUUAAUGUACACUUUUGCAAUAUUUCAAUAUUCAAGAUAGCAACUUGAUAUUUGGCAUGCAUGUGUAUCUCAUGGAGCUGCACAUUUUGAGUGGUGAAAGGUCAAGGUCAUCCUUCAAGAUCAGAGGUCAAAUAUAUGUGGCCGAAAUCGCUCAUUUUAUGAGUUCUUUUGCAAUAUUGAAGAUAGCAACUUGAUAUUUGGCAUGCAUGUGUAUCUCAUGGAGCUGCACAUUUUGAGUGGUGAAAGGUCAAGGUCAUCCUUCAAGGUCAGAGGUCAAAUAUAUGUGGCCGAAAUCGCUCAUUUUAUGAGUACUUUUGCAAUAUUGAAGAUAGCAACUUGAUAUUUGGCUUGCAUGUGUAUCUCAUGGAGCUGCACAUUUUGAGUGGUGAAAGGUCAAGGUCAUCCUUCAAGGUCAAAUAUAUGGGUCAAAAUUGCUCAUGUAAUGUCAGGUCUGCAAUAUUGAAGCUAGCAAUUUUAUGUUUGACAUGCAUGUGUAUCUCAUGGAGCUGCACAUUUUGAGUGGUGUAGGGAAGGUCAAGGUCAUCCUUCAAGGUCAAACGUCAUAUACGGGGACAUAGUGUUUCACAAACACAUCUUGUUAUCAUAUAUGUUUUUGUGGUGGAAAUACUGUAAAUGUUCAACGAAUUUGCUAAAAUCUAUUUUGUCAAGACACUAAACCACUUCAAAAUAGACCAAAGUCUAUGAAUAAGUCAAAUUAAAAUAAUAUGUUUUUAGAUAAUUUAGUAUUCUAUUGUAGAAUGUAAUUUGUUAUGCAGUAAAUAUCCAGCCUUAAAUAUGUAGUGUGCGUAUAGAAUACUGAGUUUGUCAGAUAUUAUUGUCAUUGCCAAUUCUUGUAAAAAAUGCGUUGGUAUAUUGUUGAAAUGUAUUUACAAUUAGGUAAUGGAAAAUAAUUGUUUUGACACUCAAUGUAAAACUUUUUAUUUUGAUAAUAAACAAUUUUUAAUUUGACGAAAUACAUUUUAUUGUUUGGAUCUGUCAGAUAUUUAUACACUGGGCAAAAGUGACAACGCACCACACACUAAAGAGCCCUGUUAUUCUUAAUAUGAAAUUACAAAUCUUAUUGAAGUUUGGCAAUGUGUUCUGAGAAAUCCUCACCUGCACAACCAUAUACUUGUCAUAAUAUAUUACUGACCAUUCCUGUCUUGGCCAUAACUUUGCCAUAUAUUGAUGGAUGUUGAAAUAACUUAGAGCAAAUGUAAACCAUCCUAAGAAGACACGUUGCAUGUAACAACCGUCUCCAAACCUCAAGGUCAAUGUCACACCAAGAGUAAAAGGGUAAAAUUGGACCAUGAAACAGCUUUAAAUUCCUCUCUCAGUCAAAGCUUAGCCAUGUAGUGAAGAACUUCAUAUCUUAACACAGAUUCAGUACAUCAUUAGACGCCUGUUACACAUGUUUCCCUACCUCAAUGGUGAAGGUAAUACUUGAGUUUCAAGGUCAAAUUUUGUCAUAAAACCGCUUGUCCAGACUGUAGCAUUGCUUAAAUGUGGGGCAUCCAUUCCCAAUGGAUACAUGUAUCGUUUUUAACCAGGUUUUCCGAAGGAAACAACUGGUUAUUAGAUUGGCGAUGUCAGCGGGCGGGCUGGUGGGCUGGCGGAACAAGCUUGUUUGGGCCAUAACUUUGUCGUUCAUUGUAAGAUUUUAAAAUCAUUUGGCACAUUUGUUCACGUCGAUAUCUCCGAGGUCAAGGUCACAAUUUGUGUUUGAAGGUCUAAAAUGGCCAUAAAUGAGCUUGUCCGGGCCAUAACUUUGUUGUUCAUUGUCAGAUUUUAAAAUUAUUUGGCACAUUUGUUCACCAUCAUUAGACGGUGUGUCGGGCGAAAGAAUUACGUCGAUAUCUCCAAGGUCAAGGUCACAAUUUGAGUUUGAAGGUCAAAAAUGGCCAUAAAUGAGCUUGUCCGGGCCAUUACUUUGUGAUUCAUUGUGAGAUUUUAAAAUCAUUUGGCACAUUUGUUCACCAUCAUUAGACGGUGUGUCGCGUGAAAGAAUCGCAUUGUAUCUCCAAGGUCAAGAUCACAAUUUGAGUUUGAAGGUCAAAAAUGGCCAUAAAUGAGCUUGUCUGGGCCAUUACUAUGUCAUUCAUUGUGACAUUUUAAAAUCAUUUGGCACAUUUGUUCACCAUUAUUUUACGGUGUGUGGCGCGAAAGAAUUACGUCAAUAUCUCCAAGGUCAAGGUCGCCACAACUAAAAAUAGAUUGAUUUUGAAACAACUAUGUAACUAUGCACAAUCAGUAACUAUGCACAUUUUGAUUUUGAGUUGUCUCUCUUUAUCAGACUUUUUUUUUCUAAUUGAAAUCAAGGUCAAUUUUACACAAGGAGGCUAACAAUACACAUUUUGAAUUGUCUCCCUUUAUCAGACUUUUUCAACUGAAAACCUGAUUUUGUGACAAUUUUGUCCCUUGUUAAUUUAUUAUUUUAUUCACUUUAAUUUGAACAUCGUGUAGUUUAUUUAACAAAAACAUUAAUUUAAUGACCAACUUUUUAUUUGUAGAGUUUUGCGAAUUUUGAAUGUGAUUGCUAUCUCACUUGAACACAAUUAAUUCAAUAUUAUGAUAAGUAAUAUAUAAUAUAAAAAAAAGUAUAUGAUCAUGAAGGUGGGGGAUUGUGGUAUCACAAUACAAAAUUUCAGUAAAAUUUUACUAUCAUAUUCAAAUAUACAAGUUAUUAAGUCAGUUAUGAGCUUUUCAUUUUGUUGAGUAUAUGUUUCAUGUAUCAUGGUGACUAUGUGUAAAGUAAGAAAUAAUAUUUUAUUAAGGCAGCCAUAAGUUAUUAAAUCUUCGCUAAUACUGUGCACACAUUUUUAAAUGAAAUAAUCUUAAUAGUAGUGUUAAUUUUUUUCAAAACAAUUGAAUUUGUAAUACAUUUGAGUCGCCGUUAAGAAAAAUCAGUCUUAAUGCAUGUGAGGACUUCAUUUGUAAUUGUUCUCUACCAAAAAUUUAAGAUUGAAACAAGUCUAUUAAUUAUGACUUGAUCAAAUGGAAAUGUUUCAAUCUUAAAUGAGGUACAUUUGUAUUUAAUGUAACACUACGGACAUUUGUUAAGAGCAACCAUUACCGAUAAUUAAGUAAUUAGAAUGUAGUAACAUACGUGUAUGAUGUCCGUAGUUGAUAUGUAAGCAAAUUCUUGUAUACAAUGGUUUUUAUUUGUAUGCCUAUUUUUUGAGUCAUGGACAUACCAUUUUGCAAGCUCAUAUAUCAAUUGUCUGAACUUUGUGUACAGGCAAAUGUUUCAGUAUUGUACAUAUAAUCAUGUAUAUUUAUUUUUCCUAUUUGAAUGAAUUGUGUACGAUUUCGGACUAUUAAAUAUAGUGUAACUGUUGAUAAUAUGCAUGGCUUGUCAGGAUAAGUUAAAAGUACAAGACUUUUUCCAUGAAAUAAACUUAAAACUAUUUAAACCAUCUACAUUAUAUGUGUGUACCAUUUCACUACCAUUCUUCUUGAAAUGGGUAAAAAGGAUUUUGGCUA
This is a messenger RNA of Dreissena polymorpha, 7308 nucleotides long. Its product is annotated as PHD finger protein 20-like. Bases 146 to 3067 code for a protein of 973 amino acids. Lineage: Eukaryota; Metazoa; Mollusca; Bivalvia; Myida; Dreissenidae. Gene Ontology annotation, biological process: regulation of transcription by RNA polymerase II. The record is from RefSeq and is a predicted model, not a curated record. Gene Ontology annotation, cellular component: NSL complex; nucleus. The transcript has 19 exons.